Molecule: messenger RNA, 3951 nt
Organism: Dichotomopilus funicola
Lineage: Eukaryota; Fungi; Ascomycota; Sordariomycetes; Sordariales; Chaetomiaceae
Product: amino acid permease-domain-containing protein
Exons: 4
Coding region: 1-3951 (1316 amino acids)
Biological process (GO): vacuolar transmembrane transport; potassium ion homeostasis; chloride ion homeostasis
Cellular component (GO): vacuolar membrane
Molecular function (GO): potassium:chloride symporter activity
Source: RefSeq, a predicted model, not a curated record
AUGGAGCAAGAGUCUAUUACCAAGAGGCAUAAGCUGGGGGCGGUCUCGGGUGUCUACAUCCCGGUCUGCCUCAACAUUCUCAGCAUUCUCAUGUUCUUGAGAUUCGGCUUGAUUCUAGGACAAGUCGGACUGCUCGGGAUACUAGGUCUCAUGCUCAUUGCCUACACCGUCGACUUUGUCACGACUCUCUCACUCUCCGCCAUUGCCUCAAAUGGAGAAGUUAAAGGCGGCGGCGCCUACUACCUUAUAUCGAGGUCCCUCGGUCCAGAGUUUGGAGGGUCCAUUGGCAUUCUGUUCUACCUUGCGCAGGUCCUCAACACGGCACUCAACGUCGUGGGGUUGAUCGACUGCAUCAAACUCAACCUCGGCGACUCUAUGCCUGUGGGAUACUGGUGGGACUAUCUGUUCGGGACCAUGGCUCUGAUUGUCUGCACUGGGCUCUGCCUCGCUGGGAGUGCCAUCUUCUCGAAGGCAAGCAACGCUUUGUUGGUUGUCCUAGCCUUCUCCAUAUUCAGCAUCCCGCUCUCUGCGCUGGCGAAGCCCGCGUUCAGCGAUCCGGACCGAGGCAUCGAGUUUACCGGGGCCAGUCUCGCCACUCUGCGGUCCAACCUGCUCCCACACACCUCCGGGACCGAGUUUAAAGGGUUCGAGACGUUCCGGGAUCUCUUCGGCAUCCUGUUCCCGGCGACCUCGGGCAUCUUUGCGGGCGCGUCCAUGUCCGGAGACUUGCGAAACCCCAGCAAGGCCAUUCCGGUGGGCACGCUCUGGGCCAUGCUCUCCACGUUUAUCAUCUACCUGCUCGUCAUCCUUGCGCUGGCAUCGAGCACAACCCACGCCUCGUUCCUCUUGAACGCCAACAUCAUCCAAGAUACCAACAUCUGGCCCCCUAUUGUCUUCGCGGGCGAGCUGGCGACGACCUUUUUCUCUGCCCUGAUGGGCGUCAUCGGCUCGGCCAAGCUGAUGCAGGCUCUUGCGCGGGACAAACUCUUUCCCGGGUUGUCGUUACUCGGAAAGGGCACAAAAAAGGCGGAUGAACCCAUUUUGGCCAUCUUCCUUACGUAUUGCGCGGCUCAGCUUGCCAUGUUUGCUAACCUCAAUCAAAUCGCCACGCUCAUAUCCAUGGGCUACCAGAUGACCUUCUUCGUGAUGAACCUCGCGUGCUUCUUCCUCAAGAUCGGGUCGGCCCCCAACUUUCGACCAGGGUUCAAGUUCUUCAGCUGGCAGACUGCUUUCAUCGGCAGCGUCCUCUCCGCAGCAGCCAUGUUCUUCAUCGACGAGACAUAUGCCACGACGGCCGUUUGCCUCUUGGUGUUUCUCUUCCUCCUCAUCCACUACCUCAGCCCACCGAAACACUGGGGAGACGUGUCCCAAAACCUCAUCUACCACCAAGUGAGGAAGUAUCUGCUCCGGUUGAAGCCGGAACACAUCAAGUUCUGGCGGCCCCAGAUCAUCCUCCUCAUCAACAACCCAAGGCGACAAACCCGACUGAUCCAAUUCUGCAACUCGCUGAAGAAAGGAGCAUUAUACAUCCUAGGGCACGUCAUCGUGACCGACGACUUUGCAUCCGGCGUGACAGAGGCCAAGCUCCAACAAGCGGCGUGGACCAAGUACAUCUCUGAGUACUCCAGGAUCAAGGCGUUCGUCCAGUUAACCAUGUCCCCCACCAUCACAUGGGGGGUACGCAACCUGGUUCUCUCGGCCGGCCUAGGCGGCAUGCGACCCAACAUUGCCGUGAUGGGCUUCUACAACAUGGACGAUCUCCGACGCUCGCAACCAACCUCUCAAAUUCCCGACGCUCCCGUUUCUCCCGUCGCACCGCCCCUGCAAAGCGACUCGAAAACAACAACAACAACCGAGCCCAAAGUCCGACGACGGCGCAGAGGCGACACGUCCUCGCGGAUUCUCGAGGGGAUUUUGCCAACGGAUGCCAUCAAGAAUGAGGAGAUGAUGUCGGCGACGAGCUAUGUUACCAUUCUGGAGGACUUGGCGCUGCGGUAUCGGCUUAAUGUGGCGAUUGGGAAGGGGUUUGAGACGUUGGAGACACCGCGGCGCGACGGGAGUAAUACGAAGAAAUAUAUCGAUCUGUGGCCGAUUCAGAUGUCGGCGGCUAUUACGGCGGAUGGGAAUAAUGUUUUGACUACGAACUUUGAUACCUACACGUUAAUUUUGCAACUGGGGUACAUUCUACACACCGUCCCCGCGUGGAAGAAGGCGUUCGACCUGCGGGUGAUUGUGUUUGUCGAGUACGAGAGCGAAGUGGAGGAGGAACGUGGGCGAGUCAAGGCCCUGCUGGAGAAACUAAGGAUCGAUGCUCAGGUUCUGGUCUUCUGGCUUGCCUCGGGAAAGCUCUCAACCUACGAGACGAUCAUUCACGGCCACUACACGAACCCGGAGACGGAGAACCUCGUCAACGAGUGUCUGAAGAAAGAAGAGUGGUGGGAGGACCUGCAGGCCUACCGAGGCAGCCGUUCCAUGACCGAGGCCCAGGAAUUUGCGUCGAUCGCCCAGGUCAUGGGCUCUACGUCUGGCCGGCCGGGGUUGUAUAACCCGCACAGCGAGCCCAUAGACAGAAGACAAAGACGCCAUAGCCUAGCCCAGCUGGAACUCCCCAGGAAGCCGUCCAUGUCCCAGUUGGUGAAACUGGGCGUGAGCAUGGGAAUCCAUACGCAGAAUCUACCCACCAGUGUCUUCGACAGCAGCGACUCCGAUCUCGAUCCCGGCAGUGACUCGGACAGUGACUCGUCUGAGACGGGGGCGCAUUUUACCGACGCGGGCAAUAUCACAGGCGGCGAGGACGACGACGCGAGGAAACCGCUGUUGGCUGCGGUCCGCCGGCGACGGAGCUUUGCGGAUAUCUUUGCUUCUAGCGCAAAGAGCCCUCGAAAAGAGAAGAAAUCAAAACGAGCACAAUCACCCUUGCCACCGCCCUCGUCCUACGGCACCAUGGCCGGCACCAUGGCGGCCGACAACAAACGCACCACCACCACAACCCCCACGACGCCCGCGACCCCCAACGAAGCCGGGAUCCUCGAACCAGGCCCACGCAGCCGCAAAGGGUCCGCCUCAUCCCAAUUACCCCGGGGAAUCCUCAAGCCCGAACGGCCCCCCUUGUCACGACACAGUUCCUCAGCGCCUCGGUUCUCCAGCAACCUCGUCCCACAAACAACCAUCACCAACGAAGACGGCGCCGGGCCGAGAAUCAUGUUUGCCGAAUCGGACUCGCCCCGCGUGGAACGGCCGCCGUUGUCUAGGCAAUCAUCGUACGGCCGCAACACGGGGACGGGGACCAACACUGGGACAGGCACGGAAGCCAGUUCGGGCGCGGUGACGCCCACGCUGGAUAAGCGGGUGUCUUUUGCGGAGGUGGACACCCGUUCGCCGGCGCGGUCGAGACGGAGUUCGUUCUCCAAGGACGGUACUAGCGCUGGUGGUGGUGAUGUCUCGCUCAACAUCCCCGAACUCCUGGCUUCUUACCACCACUUCCCCGACGACGACAACAACAACAACAACAACGACCCAAACAGCGCAGCCACCUCCCCCAACCCCGGUCUCGGCCUCGGCCUCAAUCCUGGACUAGGAGCAGGAGGAGGCGCCGGAUCAAGCUACUCAACCCAAGGCCUCUCCCUCUCCUUCAACGACCUCCCCAGUCGAGCGCAGCAUCUCAUUCUGAACGAGCUCAUGCGGCAGGCGAGCGGUACCAUCGACAACAGCAGUGAGGGCAGUAACGGCGGGAGUGGGAAUGGGAGUGGUGAAAGUGCGAAUGGGAGUGGGAGUGGUGGGGGUAGUGAGACGGCAGUGAUGCUAACGACGCUGCCGAUUCCGCAGGAGAAUACGUGUCAGAGUGAGGAGGCGAGUUUGGCGUAUUUGUCGGAUGUGGAGGUGUUGUGUAAUAGUUUGCCGCCGAUUUUGUUGGUGUUGAGUAACCAUAUGACUGUGACGGUUAGUUUGUGA